This is a messenger RNA of Cannabis sativa, 3324 nucleotides long. Its product is annotated as golgin candidate 6. Gene Ontology annotation, biological process: vesicle fusion with Golgi apparatus; transcytosis; intracellular protein transport. Bases 357 to 3125 code for a protein of 922 amino acids. Lineage: Eukaryota; Viridiplantae; Streptophyta; Magnoliopsida; Rosales; Cannabaceae. Gene Ontology annotation, cellular component: Golgi membrane; Golgi stack; cytoplasm. The transcript has 19 exons. The record is from RefSeq and is a predicted model, not a curated record.
CCUAAUAAUUAUUUAUUUAUUUUCUUCUAAAAAAAUAUUUAUUUAUUUAUUGGAAAGGAAAGGAAAUGGAAGAAAGAAGAAGAAGUUAUUUUGCCUAAAAUCUCAACAGAGGAAAAUAAAUAAAAUUUCAGUUGUGAAUUGUUGAAGAAAAAAGUCCACCAUUGCUGAGCUUUCGAAACCUACUCUCAGAUCGAUUUCUUCCUAUUCUGACACGUUCUUAAGUUUCGUGGAAAAACUAAUUCGCUUUCCAGGUUAGGGCUUUCGAUUGGGGUGAUUCGAUCAUCUAGUGUUUCUCUUGCGAUUGAUUUCCAGAAUUCUAGAGUUUCUUUCUGGAGUGUUGGUGAUUCAAUCCUGACAUGGAUUUGGUAUCUGGAUAUAAGGGUGUUGUUGGUCUGGUUUUCGGUAAUGAGAACUCUGGUUCAAGUGAAGAUAGCUAUGUUGAACGAUUGCUUGAUCGUAUAAGCAAUGGUAAGCUGGCAGAGGAUAGGAGGAACGCUUUGAUUGAGCUUCAGUCUGUUGUGGCAGAAAAUCGUGCUGCACAAUUGGCAUUUGGUGCAAUGGGCUUCCCUGUUCUGAUGGGUGUGUUAAAGGAAGAACGUGAUGAUGUAGAAAUGAUCCGAGGUGCUCUAGAAACUCUUGUAAGUGCCUUGACUCCUAUUGGCCAUGUGAAAGCACAAAAGAAUGAGGUUCAACCUGAGUUAAUGAAUGCUGAUUUGCUUUCUAGAGAGGCAGACGGCAUUUCACUUCUUCUGAGUUUGUUGGCAGAGGAUGAUUUUUAUAUUCGAUAUUAUACUCUUCAAAUCUUGACAGCUCUUCUCACGAACUCUCCAAACAGAUUGCAGGAAGCCAUUCUCACAAUUCCUCGUGGUAUAACACGGUUGAUGGAUAUGCUUAUGGAUCGUGAGGUUAUACGAAAUGAGGCUUUACUACUUCUUACUUACUUGACUCGGGAAGCUGAGGAAAUUCAAAAAAUUGUUGUCUUUGAAGGUGCAUUUGAGAAACUUUUUAGUAUUAUUAAAGAGGAAGGGGGUUCAGACGGGGGUGUUGUUGUGCAGGAUUGUCUUGAGUUAUUAAACAAUCUUCUUCGUAGCAAUACAUCCAAUCAGAUUCUGUUGAGGGAGACAUUGGGCUUUGAUUCCUUAUUGUCAAUUUUGAAGCUACGAGGAAUUAGUUACAGUUUCACCCAACAAAAGACAAUUAAUCUACUCAGCGUGUUAGAAACCAUUAAUUUAUUAAUUAUGGGAGGUUCAGAGGCUGAUCCCGGGAAAGAAGCGAACAGGUUGACAAAUAAGACGACCCUUGUUCAGAAAAAGGUGCUGGACUAUCUUCUAAUGUUGGGUGUUGAAAGCCAGUGGGCACCUGUUGCUGUUAGAUGUUCGGCAUUAAAAUGCAUUGGUGAUCUUAUACGCGGACAUCCCAAAAAUCUUGAUGCUCUUGCAAGCAAAACUCUUGGUGAAGGACUGCAAGAGCCUGCUAUUAAUUCGAUUCUUCGGAUAAUCUUGAGGACUUCCAGUACACAAGAGUUUGUUGCAGCUGAUUAUGUUUUUAAAAGCUUUUGCGAGGAAAAUACAGAAGGACAAGCAAUGUUGGCAUCCACAUUAAUCCCUCAACCAUACCCCGUGGCUCAUGCUCCUAUUGAGGAGGAUGUAAACAUGUCAUUUGGAAGCAUGCUAUUACGGGGUUUUACUUUGAGCGAAAGUGAUGGAGAUCUUGAGACUUGCUGCAGAGCUGCUAGUGUUCUUUCUCAUGUACUCAAGGACAAUAUCCCAUGCAAGGAAAGGGUUUUAAAAAUUGAACUCGAGGCACCCAUGCAGUCUCUAGGUUCUUCUGAGCCUCUAAUGCACCGCAUGGUAAAGUACUUGGCUCUUGCCUCUUCCAUGAAAAACAGAGAUGGAAAGUCUAAUGUGGCCAGAAAUGCAUAUGUUCAACCUAUUAUUUUGAAAUUGCUAGUCAUCUGGCUUGUUGAUUGCCCUAGUGCAGUAAACUGUUUUCUAGAUUCACGAGCCCACCUUACAUAUUUGCUUGAGUUGUUGGCAAAUGAAUCUGAACCCGUGUCCACAAGGGGGUUGGCUGCUGUUAUUUUAGGAGAAUGUGUGAUUUACAAUAAAUCAAUUGAGAGUGGUAAAGAUGCUUUCUCACUAGUUGACACAGUAAGCCAGAAAGUUGGACUUACAUCGUACUUUCUGAAGUUCGAAGAAAUGCAAAAAAGCUACCAUUUUGCUACCGCAAGCUCCACCCAGCCCCGUAGAACACUGAGUAGAUCUACUGCUGCUAGUAUGGCAGAUAUUGAAGAUGCUGAUGAGAGCUACUUGGCUGAUGAGAAAAAUGAAGCUCAUCCCAUUCUGUCAUCAGUCUUUGAUGACAUUUUCGUAACCCUGGCAAAGAGGUUGGAGGCAGAUAUUAGGGAAGCAAUUAUAGAUGUUUACAGUAAUCCUAAGAGCAAGGUGGCUGUAGUGCCUGCUGAACUGGAACAGAAGAGUAGCGAAAGCGAUGCUGAGUACAUUAAACGGCUGAAAGCGUUUGUGGAGAAGCAAUGCAGUGAGAUACAGGAUCUUCUUAGCCGGAAUUCUGUUUUGGCGGAGGACCUGGCAAAGUCUGGAGGGGGAAGUCAAUCCCAAUCUGAGCCUAGAGCGAGUGGAGCCUUAGACAGGGCCCAAGUAGAGAAACUUAGACGGGAUCUUCAUGAAGCAUCCCAAAGAUUGGAGAUGCUAAAAUCGGAAAAAGCCAAUACUGAAUCAGAGGCAUCAAUGUACCAGAAUUUAGCUGCCAAGAUGGAAUCUGAUUUGAAGAGCCUAUCGGAUGCUUACAACAGUCUUGAGCAGGCCAAUUUCCAAUUGGAAAAAGAGGUGAAAGCACUAAGAAAUGGAGGAGGAGGAGGAGGAGGGUCUUCAGCAAUUCCAGAUAUCGAGGCAAUAAAGGCCGAAGCAAAGGAAGAAGCUCAGAAAGAGAGUGAAGCAGAGCUCAGCGAUUUACUGGUGUGCCUUGGACAAGAACAGAGCAGAGUGGAAAAACUAAGUGCAAGGCUAUUGGAGUUGGGAGAGGACGUGGAUCAACUGCUAGAAGGUAUCGGCGAUGAUGCUGGUCUUGCAGAAGAUGAUGACGAUGAAGAUGAGGAAGAAGAAUGAUAAUGGUUUCUCCAUGAAUUUUACUUCCAUUGCAUUGUUUUCCCUACCUGCUCUCGGUUUCACCCUUGUACAUUUUCUGGAUGAACUGUACAGUUUGUUUUACAAAAUUUGCUAUGCUUGAAUUCUAGAACUAACUUUAUUUAUAAUCCCUUUAAGUCAUGACUUUAAAUUAUGAUUAAUUCAGUUCAGACCCUUGUCA